Messenger RNA from Aspergillus piperis CBS 112811, 1447 nucleotides. Its product is annotated as mannitol-1-phosphate 5-dehydrogenase. Gene Ontology annotation, molecular function: mannitol-1-phosphate 5-dehydrogenase activity. The coding region runs from base 125 to 1291 and encodes 388 amino acids. The record is from RefSeq and is a predicted model, not a curated record. The transcript has a single exon. Lineage: Eukaryota; Fungi; Ascomycota; Eurotiomycetes; Eurotiales; Aspergillaceae. Gene Ontology annotation, biological process: mannitol catabolic process. Gene Ontology annotation, cellular component: cytosol.
UUUUCGCAAUAUCAAAUCACCUUUCAUACUACUGAUCAACUUCCUCACUUGAUCAGUCUUCCAAUUACUCUACUUCAACCUCAACCUCAACCCCCCUUCUACUAAGUCAUACUUCCACUACAUCAUGGGAAAGAAGGCUAUCCAGUUCGGCGGUGGUAACAUCGGCCGUGGCUUCGUCGCCGAGUUCCUCCACAAGGCAGGCUACGAAGUAGUCUUCGUCGAUGUCAUGGACAAGAUGGUCGAGGCUCUGCAGCAGAACAAGUCGUACAAUGUGACUGAGGUCAGUGAGGAGGGUGAGCACACCACCACCAUCACCAACUACCGUGCCAUCAACUCCAAGACCCAUGAGAGCGAUGUCAUCCAAGAAAUUGCUACGGCUGAUGUCGUGACCUGUGCUGUGGGUCCCAACAUUCUCAAGUUCAUCGCCCCUGUCAUUGCCAAGGGUAUCGAUGCUCGCACAGAGUCUAAGCCUGUCGCGGUUAUUGCCUGUGAGAAUGCCAUUGGUGCUACCGACACCCUGCACGGCUUCAUCAAGCAGCACACUAGCCAGGACCGCGUCGAGUCCCUGUACGACCGCGCCCAGUUUGCCAACUCUGCCAUUGACCGCAUCGUCCCCCAACAGGCCCCCAACAGUGGCCUCGACGUCCGCAUUGAGAAGUUCUACGAAUGGGCUGUCGAGAAGACUCCCUUUGGCUCUGUCGGCCACCCAGACAUUCCUGCCAUCCACUGGGUCGACAACCUGGAGCCAUACAUUGAGCGCAAAUUGUUCACCGUCAACACCGGCCAUGCUACUACUGCCUACUUUGGUCACUUCCGGGGCAAGAAGAUGAUUGCCGACGCUCUGGAGGAUAAGGAAAUUCGUGGACUUGUUCACAAAGUUCUUGAGGAGACUGCCUCGCUCAUCGUGACCAAGCACGGCAUCUCAGAGGAGGAGCAGAAGGAGUACGUCGAUAAGAUUGUCAGCCGCAUCUCCAAUCCUUAUCUGGAGGACAAUGUCGAACGCGUGGGUCGUGCUCCCCUGCGCAAGCUGUCUCGCAAGGAGCGUUUCAUUGGACCGGCUUCGCAGCUCGCCGAGCGCGGCAUGAAGUAUGAUUCUUUGAUGGACGCUGUCGAGAUGGCUCUGCGCUUCCAGAACGUGCCUGGUGAUGACGAGAGUGCCGAGCUCGCCAACAUCCUCCAAGAACAGUCGGCGGAAGAUGCCACCAGCAACCUCACCGGCCUGGAAGAGAAACACCCUCUGUAUCCUGCCGUGCUGGAGCGGGUGCGCAAGGUGCAGCAGGGGACGAAGUAAAGGCAUUGCUGUUGUGGCACACUGUCUUCUUUAAUGUUCACGAUUACGAUUACGAAAACUGCGAAAGCAUUCCGAGUCGAUCACCUGCAUGUACAACUGGCCCCGCCGCAGGACGGUGACAGGCCAUCUGGGAUACGGCGAACACUGGUCGGCGCG